Messenger RNA from Paramecium pentaurelia, 243 nucleotides. NCBI's taxonomy places the organism in Eukaryota, Ciliophora, Oligohymenophorea, Peniculida, Parameciidae. The record is from the annotation of a GenBank genome assembly.
AUGUUUAUUCAGUUCAUCCUUUUUCAAUUUUUAAGAAUAAUUGUUGAAAAGUACUAUCCUUAACAUUUUGUUAUUUCAUCAAAAACUGAUGACGAAGGUAAAUAUCUAAUCAUUGAUUUAGGUUGGUUAAUCAAAAAUCCCUAUAAUAGAGCAUCUAAACAUACAUAUAGUUGUGUAGUAAAAAUAUAUAUGGAGGAUAUUAGAUAUUUGGAUGUUGCACAUCAACUAAAACUUCGAUGUUGA